AUGAAUUGUGGAGGGCAGUUGAAGGUUUCCGGAUUUGGUGUGCUUAGAUUAUCCAAAGUUUCAGAUGACAAAGUUAAACAAGAGCAACCUGAAGCCACAGAUCGUACAAUGAUGCCAAGGUUAUCUGGGAUCAAAAGGAGGUUUGGAUUUGUCUCAGUUCAGAAUCAGCUGGCUGUGAUGUCAAUCCUUUCCGCCACCCAAAGCCGCCGCGAAAAACUUUUCUCCUCCGGCAUCGAAGGCGUCCCUGACCCGCCUCUUCAGAUCCUCCUCACACGUUUCUCUCAUCCAGAGGACAGGAAUAUCCAGUGGGUUUUUUUGGGAUGCCCUGGCGUUGGAAAAGGUACCUAUGUCAGCCGCUUCUCUACCCUCCUUGGCGUCCCCUACAUCGCCACCGGCGAUCUCGUCCGCGAAGAACUGUCCUCCCCCACCCCUCUCUCAAAACAACUCAAAGAGAUUGCGAACCAAGGGAUGUUGGUCUCAGAUGAGAUAAUAAUAAGCUUAUUGUCAAAGAGGCUUGAGGCUGGAGAAGCCAAUGGUGAAUCAGGAUUUAUACUUGAUGGUUUUCCUCGAACAGUGACACAAGCAGAAAUAUUGGACGACGUGACUGACAGACAUUGA
Molecule: messenger RNA, 618 nt
Organism: Fraxinus pennsylvanica
Lineage: Eukaryota; Viridiplantae; Streptophyta; Magnoliopsida; Lamiales; Oleaceae
Source: the annotation of a GenBank genome assembly